AUGGAUAAGUUUGAACUUCGCAAAUUUAGAGAAGAAAAAUUUUAUGAAAAUCAAACAGAACCACCAGAAUCAUGGUCACCUGAUUCUUUUGGUAAAUGGUGUUUAGAUCAUGAAAUUUUUAAUGGCGAAAAGUUGAAAAUAAUUGAUUACACGAAAAAGGAACUUGAGGCUAUAUCUGAUAAUUUAUUUAUUGACCAAGAUGAUUAUAUUCAGCAUGAACUGAUACAAUUGUAUAUAACAUUAGAUGUGUUGAUAAGAUGGAAAAAAACCAAAACCAAGGUUUUUCUUAGAACUAAAAAUAGAGGAAAAUUAGAACAGAUUGAAAGUAUAAAAUCAUUACAAAUGGCAAAAAAGUUUAUAAAUGAAUUCCCUCGCCUAUUAUUGUAUGUAACAGCCAUGCCAAAUUUUACACCAGAGCUCAGUGUUGGCAAAUCUGUCCAAAUGUCCAAAUGGUCCAAAUUGUGUCCAAUAUCUGGAUCCAAAUGUCCAAUUAGUAUUUGGAAUUGGACAUGGUGCAACAAAAGUCAUGUUGGCAUAUUGAACAGUUCAAUUUGUGUCCAAAUUACUAUAUUAGAUAAUUUGGACAUAAAUUGGAUGCUUGCUGUUCUAUCCAAUGAUUAUGUUUAA
Entrophospora candida is the source of this 627-nucleotide messenger RNA. NCBI's taxonomy places the organism in Eukaryota, Fungi, Glomeromycota, Glomeromycetes, Entrophosporales, Entrophosporaceae. The record is from the annotation of a GenBank genome assembly.